CUUGAAUUUCCUCUUUUGUCCCGGUAGCUCCCGGUGCUCGGUGGGUGCUGCCCGUGCUGUACGUGCCUAACUGUGGUGUUUAGCCCUGGGGGACGGGAGAGCCCCGCACUAACUCCCCCCCGCCAGCCCUGUGGACACACAGCGGAGUCAGGGGUGGCACUGGAUGACCAUAACUAAACAAUGUCUGUCCCACGUGGAGCUGUCCAUGCAAAAUGGAUAGUAGGGAAAGUAAUAGGAACCAAAAUGCAGAAAACUGCCAAAGUGAGAGUGACAAGGCUUGUGCUGGAUCCCUACUUACUGAAGUUCUUUAACAAAAGAAAAACCUAUUUUGCCCACGAUCCACUGCAGCAGUGUGUUGUUGGAGACAUUGUUCUGCUGAAAGCUCUGCCCGAGCGAAGGAGCAAACACGUGAAACACGAACUGGCUGAAAUUGUGUUCAAGGUUGGAAAUGUCAUAGAUCCAAUCACGGGCAAGCCCUGUGCAGGAACCAGAUUCCUGGAAAAUCUGUCAGAUUCGGAAAACCUGACAGAGGCAGAUACUACCUAUCUAAGUGAAAAACUUCAGGAACUGAAAGUUUGUUCAACAGACAAAUAGGGGGCGAAAUAUUUAAGCAGAGGGCUUCCAGCUUGUCUCCCUCUGUCAGGGGUGUUUGAGGCCCUGUUGUGGUAUGUUAAAUGUUUCAGUGAAAUCUGUAGUCAAAAUAAAUAGUAAAUGUAGUUGCUUAUGCAAAGAGAUGGCACAGAUUGAUGAGCACUCCAGAGCUUUGAGUGAAAAUAUAGAGGAAAUGCAAGUUUAGUGUUAACACUUUAUUUUAUUGCCUAUAGUUUUGCCACAAGCAGUGACAGUUCCCAAAGCCAGCUGCCCUCCUGGAAUGACUCUUGUGUUUUGAGAAAAGAAAGUACAACUGUAUAAUGUUUCAUUUUGGUGGGAGGGCCAUUCUAUUAUUUGAUUGUUCUGUGUUUCAGACAGUCUUUUGUGGUUUGUAGGAUUACUGGAGAUAAUGCUAUUAAAGCUUUUGAAAGGAAGUGUAGAAUUUUAAAACCA
Manacus vitellinus (golden-collared manakin) is the source of this 1044-nucleotide messenger RNA. It is a transcript of the gene MRPS17, whose product is annotated as mitochondrial ribosomal protein S17. Bases 181 to 594 code for a protein of 137 amino acids. The transcript is spliced from 3 exons. Gene Ontology annotation, biological process: mitochondrial translation. Gene Ontology annotation, cellular component: mitochondrial small ribosomal subunit; ribosome. The record is from RefSeq and is a predicted model, not a curated record. Lineage: Eukaryota; Metazoa; Chordata; Aves; Passeriformes; Pipridae. Gene Ontology annotation, molecular function: structural constituent of ribosome.